Messenger RNA from Melanotaenia boesemani (Boeseman's rainbowfish), 3597 nucleotides. It is a transcript of the gene ppm1la, whose product is annotated as protein phosphatase, Mg2+/Mn2+ dependent, 1La. NCBI's taxonomy places the organism in Eukaryota, Metazoa, Chordata, Actinopteri, Atheriniformes, Melanotaeniidae. The transcript is spliced from 4 exons. Gene Ontology annotation, molecular function: cation binding; protein serine/threonine phosphatase activity. Gene Ontology annotation, cellular component: cytosol; nucleus. The record is from RefSeq and is a predicted model, not a curated record. Bases 546 to 1637 code for a protein of 363 amino acids. Gene Ontology annotation, biological process: positive regulation of canonical NF-kappaB signal transduction; negative regulation of canonical NF-kappaB signal transduction; positive regulation of canonical Wnt signaling pathway.
UCACGCACUUGAUUGAUAAUUCUCAAGAAUGGAAGCGUGUGUGUGUGUGUGUGUGAAAAAUAUGUUGAUGCAGAGAAUGAAUAGACACAUAGCCUAUCCGAUAGAAUAAACGGGGUCAGCGGCGGAAAAAGGAGGACGCCUUCAAGUCACAGCGUCGACUUUCUUCCCCCGGCGACUUCUAAGUCUCUCUCCGGGGUUGGUCUAACCCCCCCAAAAAAAUCCGCCGUCCUACCAUGGGUUGUGAGAUAUCGGCUCAACCCGUAUCGUCCUGCAGCUGUUCAGGGGGCCGAGGAUAGGAUAGGACCAAGACAUCGGACAGUUACUGAGUGUUCUGUUCGCUUUGUCCUGCGUUUCUCGACAAGGUGUUGGAGACGGUAGAGAGAGCAGCGCUCGGACAGGCAUUUUAAAUGUUAAAAUUCAGAUUUUGUCUGGCAUUGUGGUUGUGAAUCUAUUUCUUUAUAUUUCCGCCAAGCGGAUGGAGUGAAUUGAAAAAACAAGGUGGUGGUGGGGGGGGAGAGAGUCAGACCGCAGUUUUGUUGCGUGUGAUGAUAGGAGACACAAUGACGCUCUUGUCUCUUCUGGGUCGGAUCAUGCGUUAUUUUCUCCUCAGGCCGGAGACAUUGUUUCUGUUGUGCAUAAGCCUGGCGCUGUGGAGUUAUUUCUUUCACACCGACGAGGUGAAAACCAUCGUCAAGUCCAGUAGGGAUGCCGUGAAGAUGGUGAAGGGGAAAGUCGCGGAGAUGAUGCAGAAUGACCGGCUGGGAGGCCUCAGUAUCCUGGAUGCAGAGUUCUCCAAGACCUGGGAGUUCAAGAACAACAACGUAGCCGUGUAUUCCAUACAGGGGAGGAGAGACCACAUGGAGGACCGAUUCGAGGUGCUCACCGACAUCACAAACAAGAGCCACCCGUCCAUAUUCGGGAUAUUCGACGGUCAUGGUGGAGAGGCUGCAGCUGACUAUGUGAAGGCCCACCUGCCCGAGUCUCUGAAGCAGCAGCUGCAGGCUUUUGAGAGAGAGAAGAGAGAGAGCGCUGUCUCCUAUGCCAACAUCCUCGAACAGCGCAUCCUGGCUGUGGACCGUGAGAUGCUGGAUAAGCUCUCUGCCAACCAUGAUGAAGCAGGAACAACAUGCCUGAUGGCGCUGCUUUCAGAUAGAGAGCUUACAGUGGCCAAUGUUGGAGACUCAAGAGGUGUAUUGUGUGACAAAGAUGGGAAUGCUGUUGCACUAUCGCAUGACCACAAGCCUUAUCAGCUUAAAGAGCGCAAGAGGAUCAAGAGGGCAGGCGGCUUCAUCAGUUUUAAUGGCUCCUGGAGAGUUCAGGGUAUCCUUGCUAUGUCCCGCUCCUUGGGCGACUACCCUCUUAAAAACCUCAAUGUAGUCAUUCCUGAUCCUGACAUAAUGACCUUUGACCUGGACAAGCUACAGCCAGAAUUCAUGAUCCUGGCAUCUGAUGGCCUGUGGGAUGCCUUCAGUAAUGAGGAGGCAGUACGAUUUGUCCGCGAGCGUCUGGAUGAGCCCCACUUUGGAGCCAAGAGCAUUGUCCUCCAGUCUUUCUACCGAGGCUGCCCUGACAACAUUACUGUCAUGGUGGUGAAGUUUAAAAGCGGAGCUGGGAGGAGCAGCAAAGCGGGCGAGUAGCUCUGGGUUAAAUUUAGAUUACACUGUGAGCUUAACUGUAGAGCUCACAAUGUAAUCAGUAUGAUAUUUCCCUGUCUUCUGUAUGCAGCAACAAUUACACUAUCACAAGAGGACACAAGGAAGCUGAGGGUGGAUCACUGAGAACAGUACUUUUAACAAAUAUACACAUACAGACAAAUGCACACAGACACACUAACACAUGUAAAAAUGUUGUUUUGCUUUGUCAUCUGAGGGCAUUUAAACUCAAAUAUUAUAACUAUCUUCUAUAAGAUUGAUGAAGAUUGAAGAAACACAAUACUAAGAAUACAGAAACAGGAGAAUACUUUUAAACCAGCACACAUAAGACUGUGAUUGCUUUACUACUGUUUACUAUACAUGCAUAUGAAUGGUCCAGCUCCACUGGAGGCUUUUUGUGAGAAGGCUUCAUUUUGUGCCUAUUUAAGAAUUAGUGUGUAGAAAAGUGCUGAAAAUGCAACUGCAAAAAAACCUUCCAGUUUGUGGCAUUUUAAAUGUUUCCACUUUUGACCUGGAAUGAUUAGUCAAAUAUCAAAAGACUCCAGUGGAUGCAUACCUUUGACAUGAUGCUGUACACCCAAAUCUAACUUUUGAGUAUGACGCACUCCCCACUUUUUAUCUUCAUAAGUUCAGCUUGAAUUCACACUGGAUAGUAGAUUCAAAAAUUAAACAUGGUGCCAAAUUGCAGGGGCCUCUGUUCAGGCUGUUGCUGUUAGUAUGCGUCUGAUCAUUUACUUGCUACUGCUCAGUGGUCUUAAUGAGAUUUUAGGUGGUACAUGACUUUCUACGUCCUUAAAGUCAAUUGUUUUCAAAUUGUGGAGUAGACUGGUAAAAUAUGAUAACAUAAACAACUUUUAAGGUCUAUUUCAGAAAUGAUUUAGUCUAUUUAAACUUUAUAGCAGUUUCUGGUUUGUUUUCAAAAGGGGAGGAAGGAAAACUAAUUUUUAAUGGGUUAUUUCAAUUAAACUUAGAUAAUCCAUAUACUUAGUAUUUCAUGUCAUUAAUUAUGUCAAAACAUGCUUAGAUUAAUUGACUUGCAGCUUAUAAGUCAUUCCAGUUUGUGCACAUUUGGACAUAUGUUCGUCUUUAACACGAGAACAAAUUAUGUUCCGGGAAUAAACCAGCAUGGUAGCUGAGAUCAACAAAUUUCAAGUCUGCACAAGAUGAGUAUAAUACUCAAAGAUUAAAUUAAGGGUGAAAAGCCAUGUUAACCUACAACACACACAGACAGUAUACAGACACAAAGUGAUGAAAAGGCACUUUUCAAAUGUUUGUUUUUAAAUCGUAACUAUUACAUAUCAGCCAAUGUUAAUGCUCUCUGUCUUCUGUAUUACAGGAGGAUUUUAUUGUAUGUAAAACAUGAUUUAAAACCUGAAAUUCCCCUCUUUGCAAUGUGAUGAAGCUAAUGUGAACUACUCCUGUUGAGUGGGUUUUCGCUAUGUGUAGCAGGGCAUGUGCUUUGGCUUCUCCAUGAUUAUAAACAAGGUACUUACAGUGUUUGUCACUGGACAACAGUGGCUGCCUUUGACCUGGAAAGCACACAAGUCUUGAUGUGCAGAAACUGACUAAAAUCAACAACUCAUUGCAACCUCUACAGCUGAAGCCAGACUGCUAGUGAUUAGAAAUAUGAUAUGCUCCUAAAGCAGUUCAGCUGGCGUCACUGAUGGCAGCAACUGGCCAAGGAAAGUUCCAGUAAACUCUACUUGAUUUACUACUAUUUUUUGUUCCACUAUUACCACUGUGUACCUUUCAUCAGCUGAGAGAAAUGAUGACUCUCUUUAUUUUUUUUAAUUACUAUUUUUUUUUUUUUUAACAUUUUACCUAAUGCCUUAUUUAUUGUUGAGUUUGUGGAUGUUUCUGGCAGAUUGCCAAAUCAGCAUACUGUAUGUUUAUUUUCUGUCCUUCUGUACAUGAGCAGAAGUUUACAAUAAAAAAAAUACCCAUC